AUGGGCUCAAAUGACAAAAGAUCACAAGAGAUGGCUUUGAAAUCGACAAGGACUGCACCUGAGCACGCUCAGGAAGGUCUGGAGGCAACAACCCGCUCGAAUUCUACCACCCUAUUGACGGUUGACCUUGUGAAGGACAACCCCUGUGAAUGCAAAUUCUCCAUGUUGUACAGCAUAUUUGUCUUGUUUCUUUCUCUGGAAAAGAUACAGCAGACCGAUCUUCUUGGUCUACCCUUCCAAAUCCCCACCAACAGAGUGGGAGCGCCAAUCUGCCCAUUGACAGAUGACUUGAGAGAAUUGCAUUCAAUUCUUUCCUUGGAAAAGGUACCCACAAAAUUUGUCUGUAUCCCAGGAGAAAUCCUUGCAUCUUGUUUGUACUUCCCCACCAACAGAAAUCCUUGCAUCUUGUUUGUACUUCCCCACCAACAGUGGGAGCGCCAAUUUGUCCCCUGA
This is a messenger RNA of Cylindrotheca closterium, 453 nucleotides long. The record is from the annotation of a GenBank genome assembly. NCBI's taxonomy places the organism in Eukaryota, Bacillariophyta, Bacillariophyceae, Bacillariales, Bacillariaceae.